AUGACUACUCCUGUGCUCAUUGGGCUCGGUGCCAUCGGGGCCGCCUUGGUCGGUCGCCAGCUUAUCAAAUCUGGUGUGAUUGGAGGCAAACGUGCCGCCGAUGAAUGGGUCAAAGGUGGCUUCAAGGCCAAAAUGGAUAGGAAAGAGGCGCUGGAUAUCCUUGGUCUCAAAGAAGGUCCAUUGGUGAAGCAGCGCUUCAAAGACGCCCAUCGCAACAUCAUGAUUGCCAACCAUCCCGAUCGAGGGGGCUCUCCCUACUUGGCAAGUAAAAUCAACGAGGCCAAGGAUCUGCUAGAAAAACAGGAGCGAGGAAAAUAA
Rhizoctonia solani is the source of this 318-nucleotide messenger RNA. Its product is annotated as DnaJ domain protein. Gene Ontology annotation, molecular function: ATPase activator activity. The record is from RefSeq and is a predicted model, not a curated record. The transcript has 2 exons. NCBI's taxonomy places the organism in Eukaryota, Fungi, Basidiomycota, Agaricomycetes, Cantharellales, Ceratobasidiaceae. Bases 1 to 318 code for a protein of 105 amino acids. Gene Ontology annotation, biological process: protein import into mitochondrial matrix. Gene Ontology annotation, cellular component: PAM complex, Tim23 associated import motor.